Phragmites australis (common reed) is the source of this 1674-nucleotide messenger RNA. RefSeq lists its product as uncharacterized. The record is from RefSeq and is a predicted model, not a curated record. The transcript is spliced from 5 exons. NCBI's taxonomy places the organism in Eukaryota, Viridiplantae, Streptophyta, Magnoliopsida, Poales, Poaceae. The coding region runs from base 1 to 1674 and encodes 557 amino acids.
AUGCCCCAUGAGCAAUUGGCACCCCAGGGUCUGACUGUUGGAUCUGGCCCAUUAGGCUUACGCUUGACAAAAAGCGAUUUGCUUGUGAACUCAAUCCAAAUGAAGCUUGCUCAAGCUGCCAAACCAAAAGGGAGACACACAACAUCUGAUGAUUAUCAUGGUGUUUUAGACACAAGAUCUAUUACAAAUCCAACAGUGAAGCCUUCUCAAUUCCAUGCUUUCAUUCUAAAAAUUGGGACUUGGGAGUGGAAAUCAAGGUAUGAUGGAGAUCUUAUAGCAAAAUUUUAUUAUACAAACAGCAAACUGGCUUGGGAGAUACUCAAUGAAGGUCUAAAGAGCAAGAUUGUGAUAUAUUGGCAAGAUAUAUCUGCAUUGAAGGUAACUUGUCCAGAGGGUGGAUCUGGGACCCUGGAGAUUAUGUUGUCUCGGAGGCCAAGCUUUUACAAAGAAACCAACCCACAGCCGUGGAGGAAUACUUCGUGGCUAACAACCAUAGAUUUUACUGAUGGGCAAGCAAGUACGCACAGAAGGCAUGUUCUGCAGUGUGCACCAGGAAUAUUGAACAAGCACAUUGUGAAACUCCUUUCGAGUAACCAUCGUCUAUAUUCAUUGAGUCAGGAAAACACUACUGAUCAGGAGAGUCCUUAUUUUGAACAAUGGCAGUCAGAGCCUGAAGUCUUGGAGAGUUCCAACGUCCAAAGUUUAUAUCGUCGUCAUGAUUAUCACCAGGUUGGGCGACAGCAAAUUGUGGAGCCGGUUCCCAUGUCAAUUGGAACAAACGCUGUAGGAAAAAAUCAUAAUGGAUCCCAGGAUGGCAUGCCUACACUCAUCCCAAGCUCAGUUCCUACACGUGCCUCUGUGAUCACAAGAACUCCUUCAGGUGGCCUUGAACUGCAGAGGGAUAUUUUCAACUCUAACAACUUAUCCAUGCAAACGUCUCGUCAGACACCACUCAACAUCUCCAGUGGUAGGAUCAUGAAUGACACAGCGAACUACAUGACCAAUCCAAGCAAGCGACAGAACCUUCUUACCAGCGUCGGCGCCUCUUCGAGCAGCCUGAUCCGGCCGGAGGACGUAAUGAAGUUCGUCAACGACUUUAGGACCACCCGUCAUGUCAAUACAAGGAUCCCGCCAAUGUACUCCCACGGCUCAUCCAAACAGAAGACGAGGGAGCUGGAUUUAUCUAACUAUGCCUUCACCAACUCUACUACUCAUACCUUCAACCAGAUCAAUUCAGCAAAUCCGUCGAGCAAUGAUAACUCCACAAUAAACGCAAUGGCACUUGAGAAGAUAACCCAUGAUCUCCUCAGCGAUACCUACACUGACACCGAGCCCUCAGGCACGGCUGAAGAAGCGAUGAUCAUUUCAAGGGUCAACUCCCUCUCCAACCUGCUCCAGCAAGACCUGGCACCAGCCACAGUCCAGAGCUCUCAGGCCAGCAAUGCCCAUAAUGCUGCUGCUGCUGCUGCUCCUCAUUUUGACGUUGAAGCAACUACCCAAGUGCUCGACGUGGCUCCUUCGGGAAGCAGUGGUGGCAGCUGCAGCGGCACCGGACGCAACAACGGCCUGCUGCCGUCGAUGGGGAUGGAGAGGAUGUCGUGGGAGCAAGAACCAGCGGCCGACAUCGAGAUGGACAUGGCAUACCUGUCCGAAUUGCUCCCUUUCUGCCCCUGA